Molecule: messenger RNA, 546 nt
Organism: Camelina sativa (false flax)
Lineage: Eukaryota; Viridiplantae; Streptophyta; Magnoliopsida; Brassicales; Brassicaceae
Source: RefSeq, a predicted model, not a curated record
UGUCUUUAUUUAUCUUGUUGGUGUCAAUCUUUAAACCUUGCACAGCUGAGAUUGUCACCAGGGAAGUUUUUUUCCGUGGCGACAGCGAGCUUUCGCAGUUGCAUAAAAUGUUCAGUGUGCUAGGAACACCAACCGAGCAGCAAUGGCUGGGUGUUACCUCUCUGAUUAACUGGAAUUCCUUUCCAGAUUGGCAUCCCAAAGACCAAGGAAGUGCUUUUCCAUCUCUUUCGCCUCAAGGAGUUGAUCUUCUCACGAAACUGCUGAAGUUGAAUCCAGCCGAAAGAAUUUCAGCAAAAGCAGCACUUGAUCACUCAUAUUUUGACAGCCUUGACAAGUCUACAUUUUGAGGCGAAAACUGAAAGAUAGUUGCGGAAUCCGUUGUCAUCAUCUUGGUGGAUAUACUUCAUUUGAUUUCUGUGGACAUCAGUGUCUCUCAUGUUUAGAGAUUUGUAGUCUUGCAAAAGAAACCGGGUAACGUUUGUUUUCUCAAGUGGGUGAAUGUAUAAAAACUCAUUGUUGUGGUUGCAGUCAGAUGGUUCCGAAAUA